This is a messenger RNA of Schistosoma guineensis, 3201 nucleotides long. NCBI's taxonomy places the organism in Eukaryota, Metazoa, Platyhelminthes, Trematoda, Strigeidida, Schistosomatidae. The record is from the annotation of a GenBank genome assembly.
AUAACCUUGAAAGCGCAGCUUCUAGUUGUAUUUUGUCUGUUGUCGCUUGGUUCAGUGUACGUGUUUCUCUUUAAUUCCCUAAGUCGUCAUUGUAUUUACCUAAUUGAAGUAUCUUGUUUGCAAUUUCUUGAACUACUUGUUUUUGAUUAUCAUAUAAAACUGUUUAUGUUGAUGAAAUAACUUUUGUGUUCGUAAAUUAUCCCGUAGUGUCAAAUUUGUCUGUGAUCUAAAACAAUAUAAAAUGUAAGAUCAUACUGCAACCUCAGGAUUGAGGCAGAAUGAGGUAACCGGCGAAAUCUAUGCUCACGUCUUUCUUUUCCUAAUCAUGAUUGAUAGUAAAAACGGUAGGAGGUGAACGUUGGACAAAUGCUUCUUAUAUACUUUCCAUAAGAUAAUAUAUCAUCAAACCCUAUUAUAAUGGUGCCAAAUAGAGUGAAAAUAACUAUGAAAGUCUUUUCUAAGUCAAAUCUGCAGCGACAACCACGUCGUUGUUGUGUUGCUAACAAUAUAUAAUUAACUUAUCCUAUGUCGAUAGAUAACUUGGUUUUAAAAUAAUAAGUACAUUUUUUGUCUAAAAAAGCCUGAAAAUGUCGAUCAAUUGGUUUAAUCAGUAAAUCAUACGUAGUUUACCCUAAGUUCACUUUGUUUGGUAAUAAUCCCAGUUAAAAUUUUAAGAUUAUGCUUUACAUGUGCUUAGUUACUAGUUUUUUAUUUUUCUUUCCGAGGAGCUGAUCUCCAAGUAGACUAGGAAGCUCAGGACCAUGGUCAAACCAGAGCCUUCCGCGAUAAAAUUAAUCCUGUGACUGACAUCCUAACAUGUCUACCAAAAUUACAUCUUUUUCUGUGAUGAUUUUAAGUGGUUAUCGGAUUUCUAAUCAGAUUCCCAGUGAAACAUUGGAUUGAAUGACCAGCGUGUUAUACUGAUUUCUGAAAACUGAAUGGUCAACUGUAACACAAAAUGUUGCCAACUUUCCAUUGGUCAGAUUAUUUGGUUUUCGGUAUUUCACUUAUUUGUUACUCGCUGAUUGGGAUUUAUCAUCGAUAUCAUGAUGUAAUUUUUGGGAAAUUAACUAAUUGUUUUCGUGGUAUCAACUUUCAACCAAAAGUGAGAAAGAAAAUGAACGUAGAAGAAUUAUUCUUAGGUGAUCGUAAUUUGACAUUGUUACCUAUUGUUGGGAGUGUAAUGGCCAGUUUUUUAUCAGCUGUCGGUAUAUUGGGCACUGCAUCUGAAGCUUAUCAAUGUGGUAUUCAAUUUAUAACAUUGGUUGGAGGUUAUUGUAUUGCAUUUCCAUUAGCUGCAUAUGUUUACAUGCCAGUAUUUUAUAAGCUCAGAUUGAACAGUGCUCAUGAAUAUUUAGAAAUGCGAUUUGGAAAACUUGUUCGAUGGACAGCUUCACUUGUAUUCUUAUUACAAAUGACAGUUUACAUUGCUCUUGCAUUGUAUGCGCCUGCUUUGGCAUUCAGUCAAGCGGUCUACCCAUUUGGAUAUCAAUAUUGUCUACUGGUUUGGUGGCUACAUUCUAUACAGCUUUUGGAGGUAUUCGUGCAGUAGUAUGGGUUGAUCUUUUCCAACUAAUUGUUCUCAUCAGUGGAUUUUGUUUAAUCACAUUAUUAAUUACUUUAAAAGUUGGUGGAUUCCAACGUCUAUGGGGGAUAGUAAUAGACGGUCAGCGUGUUCAAUCUUUCGAUUUUAGUAUUGAUCCUUUUAAACGACAUACAUUAUGGACUUUAAUUAUUGGUGGGACCGGAUUGGUUCUUAGUAUAUUCGGUGCUAAUCAAACACAAAUUCAACGUUAUAUGGCAUGUCGAGAUUUAAAAACUGCUCGAAGAGCUAUAUUACUAAAUAUUCCAUUGACAAGUGUAUUUUUGGCAGUACAAUUAUUCACUGGCUUAGCUAUUUAUGCUUAUUUUGCUGGUUGUGAUCCAGUAUUAAAUGGAUCUAUUAAACGUUAUGAUCAAAUAUUACCCUACAUAGUAAUGAUUUUAUUCGAUGGUGUACUACUUGUUCGUGGAAUAUUUCUAUCAGUUAUAUUUGCAGCUGCUUUAAGUACUGUAUCAUCAGGUGUAAAUAGUUUGGCUAAUGUUUGCUUAGAAGAUUUAAUUCGACCAUUGUAUAUUCAUUGGAGACAUGUGGAUAUUUCAGAAAGAUCUAAAUAUCGGUUGGCCAUAUUUUUAGGUAUUUUAUUUGGUACUUUAACUGUAUCAUUGGCUUUCAUAUUUACAUUAUCCAGUUCACAUAUUUUACAAAUAUCAUUUUCUUUAUUCGGUGCAAUUGGUGGUCCAGUUUUAACUGUAUUUACUGCUGGAAUAUUUUUUCCAUGUAUUAAUGCUGAAGGUGGAUUAUGUGCAUUAAUUAGUGGUGUUAUUUGUGGUUUAUGGAUUUGCAUUGGAAAUACUUUUAUAACUUCAAGAACUGAUAAUGAUCGUUUACCUUUAACCAUUGAAAAUUGUUCAUCGAAAAUUCUUCAAAAUAUAUCAUCAUCUAUUGUAACUGGUACAACGAAUACAUCAACUACUAUUACUGUUAAUAUUAUAAAGACGACAACAUGGUCAUUUUAUUCACUUUCAUAUCUUUAUUAUGCAGCAGCUUGUUUAAUUGUUGGAAUUCCUGUAGGAUUCAUAAUUAGCGCAAUUACAGGAUUUAAUAGUCGAUCACAGGUUAAUCCACGUUUAUUGGCUUGGCAGGCACGUUCAUUCUAUAGACAUUUUCCAAAUUGGCUUCCUCCACAAACAGCAAAUGAUCAGGAAUUUAAUCCAAUCUCUUCCACAUACAUUGAAAAAACAGAAAUUUUAGACAUGAAAUUACCUCGUUUACAAGUAGUCAACAACAACAACAACAACAAUUCCAUCAAUAGAAAAUGAUCAAUUAAAAGAUUCUACUAUUUGAUGUAAUAAUAAUAAUAAUAAUACAAGGAGACUAUCAUGUGAACAAUAGAGUAUACUUGACCAAUUCAUGUUUAUCCUUCAUAACUAUUUCUUUCAUCUUUUAUAUUGAUUGAAUCAUAUUUAUCAACAUAAAUAUGAUCAUUGAUGAAUACAAUGAAUCCGACUGUAAAGAGUGAACUAUAAUAUCGGUUUUUACUCAUUCCCAUAUUUUGUUUUACAUUACUCAUGGAAAUAGAAAUCAAAUAUUGGGAUGUUCAUUUGUUAAUAGAUUAUUUCAUUUUCAAACUACCAUUUAUUUUCAUAUAAAAGAUGGAU